Messenger RNA from Cimex lectularius (bed bug), 819 nucleotides. RefSeq lists its product as uncharacterized. Lineage: Eukaryota; Metazoa; Arthropoda; Insecta; Hemiptera; Cimicidae. The coding region runs from base 93 to 464 and encodes 123 amino acids. The record is from RefSeq and is a predicted model, not a curated record. The transcript is spliced from 2 exons.
GAUUGGCUGGCGUUUCCCUCCUCGCGCCCUCACCCCGUCGGGGACCCGUCAGACGCUCCUCGUUCGGCCCGUUCCGACAGAACUCGGUCGAAAUGCCAGGCCUUCACAACGGGAGCAUCUGCUGGGGGAAUCGCAAGUCUUUCAGCGAGUUCGCGGACUUUCAUCACUCACCAACCAUGCGUCCGCCGAGCCACGUCUCGGCCGGCACGUACUACGGCUACGAGAGGGUCCACGCAGUCGGCGCGCCGCCUCCGGACGACGAGUCGAUGGACACGACGGCGGCGCCCGACUGCGACGGAAACGAGGAGAGCCGGAGAGCGCACGCAAGGAAACGCCAAGCUGCCGACCUCGGCUCCGAACGGAACAAAAGGAUACGCCAAGAAGCUUCCUUGGCUCUGCAACUUCGAAGGGACGCCCUCUCAUCUCACGUAAAAUCUAAUAACUUAGGGCAUUGUUUAGUAUAGUUUUGUUUCUGUUGUAAUUUACUUUUUUUGUUAUAAAAUGUUCUAUAGAUUAUCAAUUCCGUUAACUGUUAGUUAUAAUUUUUUUUUUGGUAGAAGAAUUUUGUUGUAUAAUUUUGAUAAAAACUAAUCCUGAUGUCUUUUUGACGGCAUACAUUACUAAUAUAAGGAGAUAAAAAUAUAUAUAAACUAACUGUUAAUAUUAAGAAAAUAUUAAUGCUGCAUGUCAAAUAUAUACAUACAUGAUUCAACACUACCACAAGUGAACCAAUCUCAAGAUUUAUAAUAAAAAAUUUGUUGUAGAAAAAAAAAACUUGAAUUGUUAGCAAUAAUUUUGUUCAGGUGAUAUCGAAGAAAA